UGAGGAGUCUCCAUACACAAUUUAAAACCAGCCCAAAUUUACCAUCUCUCCUGUUAUCCUUAUCUCCAACUCCACUCUCUAUUAUUUUUUUUCCUUUGCCUUCUCCACUCCACUGCUUCCAGCUUUGUUAAUUUUCUCACAUCAAAAUCAAACCCAUAGGCCAUAGCAUUCUUUAAUUUCUUCUUCAACAGAUUUACAGAAACAAUAACAUCGAUCGAUCACUACUUCUUCAGCUUUCAAAUCCAUGGCUCUUGAGACAUGGCUAAUUAAGGUAAAGAACGCCAUCUCGAACGGCCUUGAGAUGGCUAGGACGACUAAGAAAUCUAAUGUUGGUGUCUUGGCCUUUGAGAUCACCGGGCUUAUGUCCAAGCUCGUCCAUCUCUGGAAAUCGCUCUCAGACCAAAACCUCACUCGUCUUCGGCAUGAAUCAAUUGCUCUCGAGGGAGUGCGCAAGAUCGUCUCCAAUGACGAUGCUUUCCUCCUUGGUCUCGCCUGCGCCGAGACGGUGGAGAACUUGAGGCUUGUAGCUAAGUCUGUGUCCAGGCUCGGAAGGCGGUGCCGUGAUUCGGGUCGGCGGUGUUUUGAUCGCCUGUUCGAGGAGUUCUCCAACUCCGGCCACGACCCUCACUGCUGGGUUCUGCCUUGGAAGGAGAUGGAAUCCAUGCAAAGGAAGAUGGAUCGUUAUGUCACGGUAACCUCCACCCUUCACAGAGCCAUGGAUGAGCUUUCGGAUACCGAGAACUGUUUGAGAAAAGUGCUGCAAUGCAGUGAUCUUGACCAGUCUACCAGAGAGAAAAAGAUGAUCGAUCUCCAACAGAAGCUCUUCUGGCAGAGACAGGAAGUGAAGCAUCUCAAAGAUGACUCCCUGUGGAGCCGAAGCUUUGACACAGUCACGUUAUUGCUUGCAAAAUCGAUCUUCACUAUUCUGGCAAGAAUCAAGCUUGUCUUCGGAAUUGAGAAGCGACGACGUCUGGCAACCAACAGCUCUUCUCUAUCACGCAGCCUUACUGUGUCGGCCGCCAUCCACCCCUCCGACAACUCGGCCUCCUGUAAAUUUCUAUCGGGGCCAUUGGUGAUGAAGACAUCUAAGCAUGACGAGGAGGAGAUGGGUUUUGGGUUGUUUGAGGCAAGCGCAAAGAUUCUUAAACCACCACCAGGUACCUUAGGCGCUGCAGCUCUUGCUCUGCACUAUGCGAAUUUGAUCAUUGUGAUCGAGAAAAUGAUCAGAUCACCUCAGUUCGUAGGUCUAGACGCCAGAGACGACCUCUACAGGAUGCUUCCCGCUAGCAUAAGAAUGUCACUGAGGGCUAGACUGAGAGGAGUUGGGUGUUCAGCAACUGAUUCGGUGCUUGCUGGAGAGUGGAAAGAUGCGUUAGCGAGGAUCUUGGGUUGGUUGUCGCCAUUAGCACAUAACAUGAUAAAGUGGCAGAGCGAGCGCAGCUUCGAACACCAGAAUCUGUUGCCAAAGACGAACGUUCUUCUUCUGCAGACGCUCUGUUUUGCGAACCAGUCGAAGACCGAGGCCGCCAUCACCGAGCUUCUUGUGGGUCUGAAUUAUAUAUGGAGAUUUGAGAGGGAGAUGAGUGCUAAGGCCUUGUUCGAAUGCUCCAAUAUGGGGUGUUGAAAUUUGCAGACUUGAAGUUGAGGGGAUGAUUUUUUUCCUCUUUUCUUCUUUUCUUUUGGAUCCUCAGAUUUUAUAUAUCUUUGAUUGUUUUUUUUUUCUCUUGUUAACAAGGUUUUAAUUAGCUUGGGCGUCUUUGCUCAUCCUUGCUUCAGAUUGAUGGGGGUAUUUGCCUUGCUGCCAACCCUGAUCUGUAUAUGGUAAUACAGAAUAACAGAUUAUGUGUAAAUAGCAUAAGAGUCGAGUUCAAAUCUCCUGUGACCACGGUUAUGGGCUCAUUGCUUGACCAGAAGGAA
This is a messenger RNA of Nelumbo nucifera (sacred lotus), 1917 nucleotides long. RefSeq names its product protein PSK SIMULATOR 1-like. The record is from RefSeq and is a predicted model, not a curated record. Lineage: Eukaryota; Viridiplantae; Streptophyta; Magnoliopsida; Proteales; Nelumbonaceae. Gene Ontology annotation, biological process: positive regulation of growth.